Erinaceus europaeus (western European hedgehog) is the source of this 8469-nucleotide messenger RNA. It is a transcript of the gene ABCA12, whose product is annotated as ATP binding cassette subfamily A member 12. Gene Ontology annotation, cellular component: intracellular membrane-bounded organelle; membrane. NCBI's taxonomy places the organism in Eukaryota, Metazoa, Chordata, Mammalia, Eulipotyphla, Erinaceidae. Bases 356 to 8143 code for a protein of 2595 amino acids. Gene Ontology annotation, molecular function: ATP binding; ABC-type transporter activity; lipid carrier activity. The record is from RefSeq and is a predicted model, not a curated record. Gene Ontology annotation, biological process: transmembrane transport; lipid transport. The transcript is spliced from 53 exons.
CCACCACCACUGGGCCAUUACUGGAGUGACAUUCAUUCUAUUUUGAGUCUGGAUUUGAUGCAACAAGCAACAAGUAGAUGAGAUUUUAAAAUAAGCAGAAGUCACUGAAAAGAUUCUUGGCUGAACCCUGAUUUGAGAGGAAGAGUUGACUGAGAGUAUUCUUGUCAAGGUUCAUCCCCAGGAGAAUAUCCACGAGGAAGAGAAGAACUCUGGGUUCUUUACCCCAGCCCUCAAGAAAGCUAUGCCGUGAAAAGGCUUCUCAUCCAUCGACACUCAGCAAACUGGACUGGGUACCAAUCGUUUCUUUUAGAGGUGGAGUAAAGAUCGGAAUUUACGUAUCCAUUGUGGUUGAAGGAUGGCUUCCCAGUUCCAUCAGCUUCGGAUUCUGGUCUGGAAAAAUUGGCUAGGUGUCAAAAGACAGCCGCUUUGGACACUUGUCUUGAUUUUAUGGCCAGUCAUUAUUUUCAUAAUUUUGGCUAUUACCAGGACCAAAUUCCCUCCAAAAGCAAAGCCAACUUGUUACCUUGCUCCUCGAAACCUUCCUAGUACUGGCUUCUUCCCAUUUCUGCAAACCCUACUCUGUGAUACAGACUCUAAAUGCAAAGACACACCCUAUGGACCCCAAGAUCUGCUACAUAGGAAAGGGAUUAAUGAUGCACUGUUGAAAGACAGUGGAAUUCUGAGAAAGUCAUCCAACGUGGAGAAGGACAGCAAUUUAUCACUGCAGAGCACUAAAGUUCCAGAAAGGAGGCACGCAUCACUGGCUACAGUAUUUCCCAGUCCGAGUUCUGAUUUGGAAAGUACUGGAACAGAUACGUUCAAUGGUAGUCAGCUGCUUACACAGAUUCUUACCCUGGAAAAGCUAUUAAAACAAAAUUCCACAUCUGAAGAUAUACGAAGAGAACUGUGUGAGAACUACCCAAGAUACAUUGCUGAUUAUGCUUUCUCUUGGACAACUCUAGGGAAAAAUGUUUUUAGCAAAUUUUGCCUGUUCAACACAACCCUCUUAGAGUCUACUCUCCAAGAACUAUCAAACCAGUUGUCUCAGAUAUCAAGUGAUCCCAACAACCAGAAGACAGUAUUUCAGGAAAUGGUCAAAGUCCUGUCAUUCUUCUCACAAGUACAAGAGGAGUCAGCAGUGUGGCAGUUUCUCUCCAGUUUUCCAAACGUGUUCCAAAAUGUCACAACACUGAACAGUCUAUUUGAUGUUCUACGUAAUGCAAACAGUGUGCUGCUGGUCGUGCAGAAGGCUUAUCCACGUGUCAUAGCUAACGAAGGUUUCCGAACUCUCUACAAAUCUGUUAAACAUCUGCUGUACACUCUGGACUCCUCAGUUCAAGGCAAUUCCAAUAAUACAACACACAUGUGGAGUGAAGAUGAUGGACAGUCUCUGUCUCCAAGCAGCCUGGCCGCACAGCUCCUUAUACUGGAAAACUUUGAAGAUGCUCUCUUAAAUAUAUCAGCAGAUAGUCCUUACGUCCCUUACUUGGCAUGUGUGAGAAAUGUCACCGACAAUUUAGCCAGAGGAUCACAAGAAAAUUUAAGACUCCUGCAGUCCACAAUUCAAUUUAAAAAAUCUUUUCUUCAAAACGGUUCCUAUGAGGAUUAUUUCCUGUCAGUUCCUGAAGUUCUGAAAUCAAAACUUUCUCAGCUACGAAACUUGACUGAACUUCUUUGUGAAUCUGAAACUUUCAAUUCAAUAGAGGAAAUGUGCCCGCAAUCUAAUAUGAACUUUGGGAACCUGUGUGAAGAAAGCGUAUUUGAUGUGCGACUCCUUGAAGCAGCAGAACUUAGCACUGAAAUAACAACCAGCUUACUGGACCGUGACAAUGUCAUAUCUAAAAAUCUGAGGGAUUUGCUUACUGGGGAUCCAAGCAAAAUUAAUUUAAAUAUGGAUGAGUUUCUUGAAAAGGCGUUGCAAAUGAAUUACUUGGAAAAUAUCACACGGUUAAUGCUAACCAUAGAAACCAUGCUGCAUGUAAAUAGUAGUAGAGAUGUUACCAAAAAAACAGGUCAGUUAAUAGAAAUGUUUAAAAAUGUUGAAGAGCUCAAAGAAGAACUGAGUAGAACAGGAAUGUCCAACAGAAGUACUGACAAUUUGCUGGCCAUUCCCAUCCCCAGUAAUAGAGCUGAGAUUAUUUCUCAUGUGUUCUGGUUGCAUUCUUGUGAUGCUAAUAGAACCAGUCCCAAGCUGGAAAAUGCCAUGAAGGAAUUCUGCAGCCUGCCUCUCCCAGAGAGAUCCCACCAGUCUUACCUGAUUGGACUCACCCUUCUACACCACUUAGAUGUUUACAACUUCACAUACAUGGUCUUUUUCCCUAGGGAAGAUCAAAAGCCAGUGGAAAAGAUGAUGGAACUCUUCAUAAGACUAAAAGAGAUUCUCAAUCAGUUGGCUUCUGGCACUAGUCCGCUGCUAGACAAAAUGAGGUCCCUGAAACAAAUGCAUCUGCCCAGAAGUGUCCCAUUAACACAGGCUAUAUACAGAGGCAACAGAAUGAACACACCCCAAGGAUCAUUUAGUACCAUUUCACAAGCUUUGUGUUCCCAAGGAAUUACCACAGAAUAUUUAACUGCCUUGCUCCCCUCUUCCCAGAGGCAAACAGGCAACCGCACAGAGGAUAUGUUGACUUACAAUUUAAGUAAAGAGCAAAUUGCUGCCAAGUAUGGAAUCCCUAUAAAUACCACACCAUUUUGCUUCUCCCUUUAUAAAGACAUCAUUAAUAUGCCCGCUGGACCUGUAAUUUGGGCAUUCUUGAAACCGAUGUUACUGGGAAAGAUUUUAUAUGCUCCAUAUACCCCCACCACAAAGGCAAUAAUGGAAAAGUCUAACAUAACUCUGAGGCAGCUGGCGGAAUUAAGAGAAAAAUCUCAAGAGUGGAUGGAUAAGUCACCACUGUUCAUGAAUUCCUUCCACCUGCUAAACCAGACAAUUCCAAUGCUCCAGAAUACUCUAAGGAACCCCUUUGUGCAAGUUUUCAUAAAAUUCUCUGUGGGACUUGAUGCUGUUGAACUAUUGAAACAAAUGGAUGAACUUGAUGUUCUUAGGAUGAAAUUAGAGAACAGCAUUGACCUUGUUGAUCAUCUCAACACGCUCUCUACUCUGACAGUAAAUAUUUCCUCCUGUGUGUUGUAUGAUCGUAUACAGGCAGAAAAAACCAUAGAAGAAAUGGAGAUCAAGGCUCAAAAGCUGUACAAAAGAAAUGAGCUCUUUGGAAGUGUUAUUUUUAAGCUCCCAUCUAAAAGAAGCCUGCACAGGGGCUAUGACUCUGAAAGUGUCUCUCUUCCUCCUGUUGUAAAAUACACAAUCCGCAUGAGCCUCAAGACUGCACAGACCACAAGAAGCAUAAGAACCAAGAUUUGGGCCCCAGGACCACACAACUCUCCCUCACACAACCAGAUCUAUGGCAGGGCUUUUAUUUACUUGCAAGAUAGUAUUGAAAGAGCUAUUGUAGAAUUGCAGACUGGCAGGAACUCCCAGGAAAUAGCAGUCCAGGUCCAAGCAAUUCCUUACCCCUGCUACAUGAAAGACAACUUUUUAACCAGUGUCUCUUAUUCUCUUCCAAUUGUGCUCAUGGUUGCCUGGGUUGUAUUUAUAGCAGCAUUUGUAAAAAAGCUUGUGUAUGAGAAAGAUCUUAGACUUCAUGAGUACAUGAAGAUGAUGGGUGUGAAUUCUUGCAGUCAUUUCUUUGCCUGGCUUAUCGAGAGUGUUGGAUUUUUACUGGUUACCAUCAUCUUCCUCAUUAUUAUACUCAAGUUUGGCAAUAUUCUCCCUAAAACAAAUGGGUUCAUUUUGUUCCUGUAUUUUUCGGACUACAGCUUCUCAGUUAUUGCUAUGAGCUAUCUUAUCAGUGUCUUCUUCAACAACACCAACAUUGCAGCUCUCAUUGGGAGUCUCAUCUACAUCAUUGCCUUUUUCCCAUUUAUUGUUCUGGUUACAGUUGAGAAUGAGUUGAACUACGUAUUAAAAGUAUUCAUGAGUCUGCUGUCCCCAACAGCCUUCAGUUAUGCCAGUCAAUACAUCGCACGAUAUGAGGAGCAGGGUAUUGGUCUUCAGUGGGAAAAUAUGUACAGUUCUCCAGUUCAGGACGACACCACCUCAUUUGGUUGGCUGUGCUGUUUUAUCUUGGCUGACUCUUUUAUUUAUUUCCUGAUUGCCUGGUAUGUCAGGAACGUUUUUCCAGGGACAUAUGGUAUGGCAGCUCCGUGGUAUUUUCCAAUCCUUCCCUCCUAUUGGAAGGAGCGAUUUGAUUGUGCAGAAGUAAACCAUGAUAAAAUCAAUGGCCUUAUGUUUACAAAUAUUAUGAUGCAGAACACCAAUCCAUCUGCCAGUAAGACAAGUCCUGAGUGCAUGUUCCCCUCAAACAUUGAACCUGAACCUAAAGAUGUCACAGUUGGUGUUGCCCUGCAUGGAGUCACAAAGAUCUAUGGUUCAAAAAUUGCUGUUGACAACCUCAAUCUGAACUUUUAUGAAGGGCAUAUUACUUCAUUGCUGGGACCCAACGGAGCUGGGAAAACGACAACCAUCUCCAUGUUGACUGGACUGUUUGGAGCCUCAGCAGGUACCAUCUUCGUUUAUGGAAAAGAUAUUAAAACAGACCUAAACACCGUUCGAAAGAACAUGGGAGUCUGCAUGCAACAUGAUGUCUUGUUUAGUUACCUUACAACAAAGGAACACCUUCUCUUGUAUGGCUCCAUCAAAGUGCCUCACUGGACUAAAAAACAGUUGCAUGAGGAAGUGAAAAGGACAUUAAAAGAUACAGGGCUGUAUAGCCAUCGUCAUAAGAGAGUUGGAACAUUGUCAGGAGGAAUGAAAAGGAAGCUAUCCAUCUCCAUCGCUCUCAUUGGAGGGUCAAGGGUGGUCAUUUUGGAUGAGCCAUCUACUGGAGUUGACCCAUGUUCUCGCCGAAGUAUAUGGGAUGUUAUCUGCAAGAACAAAACUGCCAGAACAAUCAUUCUGUCAACGCACCACUUGGAUGAGGCUGAAGUACUGAGCGAUAGAAUUGCCUUCCUGGAACAGGGUGGGCUGCGCUGCUGUGGGUCACCCUUCUACCUCAAGGAGACUUUUGGGGAUGGCUACCACCUCACACUCACCAAGAAAAAGAGUCAAAAUCUAAAUGCAAGUGCAAUGUGUGACACAGUGGCUGUGACAACAAUGAUCCAGUCACAUCUCCCUGAAGCCUACCUGAAGGAGGACAUCGGGGGAGAGCUUGUUUAUGUGCUUCCUCCAUUUAACACCAACGUAUCAGGGGCCUAUCUGUCACUCUUGAGAGCACUGGACACUGGCAUGGGUGACCUGAACAUUGGCUGCUAUGGCAUUUCAGAUACCACAGUGGAAGAGGUCUUCCUGAACCUGACUAAAGAGUCACAAAAAACUAGUGAUAUACGUCUUGAGCACUUAACACAAAAGACCAUUGGGAGCUCCAGUGCCAAUGGCAUCACGACUCCUGAUGACCUAUCUGUGAGCAGCAGCAAUUUCACAGACAGAGAUGACAAAGUCCUGACCAGAGGAGAGAGGUUGGAUGGUUUGGGAUUGCUACUGAAGAAGAUAAUGGCCAUCCUCAUUAAAAGGUUCCACCACACCCGCAGGAACUGGAAAGGUUUCAUUGCACAAGUGAUCCUCCCCAUUAUCUUUGUGACUACCGCCAUGGGCCUUGGCACACUGAGAGAUUCCAGCAACACUUAUCCAGAGCUUGAGAUCUCUCCAUCUCUUUACGGUACCUCUGAACAGACAUCCUUCUAUGUGAAUUCGCACCCAAGCACAGAAGCACUGGUCUCUUCACUGUGGGCCUUCCCUGGCAUUGACAACAUAUGUUUGAAUAUUAGUGAUCCAAGGUGUUUAAAGGAAAAUAGUCUGGAAAAAUGGGACACCAGUGGAGAACCUAUUACUAAUUUUGGUGUUUGCUCCUGCUCAGAAAAUAUGCAGGAAUGUCCGAAAUUUAACUACUCCCCCCCUCACAGAAGAACUUACUCCUCCCAAGUAAUUUAUAACCUUACUGGACACCGCUUGGAAAAUUACCUUAUAUCAACUGCUAAUGAGUUUAUGCAAAAAAGAUAUGGAGGCUGGAGUUUUGGGCUGAAUUUAACUAAUGAUCUUCGUUUUGAUAUAACGGGAGUCCCUGCCAAUAGAACCUUGGCCAAGGUUUGGUAUGAUCCAGAAGGUUAUCACUCCCUGCCAGCUUAUCUCAACAGUCUGAACAAUUUCCUCCUUCGAAUUAACAUGUCACAACAUGAUGCUGCCCGACAUGGCAUCAUCAUGUAUAGUCAUCCUUACCCAGGAGUGCAAGACCAAGAACAAGCCACAAUGAGCAGCUUAAUUGAUAUUUUAGUGGCACUCUCCAUCCUGAUGGGCUACUCUGUCACCACAGCCAGCUUUGUCACCUAUGUUGUAAGGGAGCAUCAGACCAAGGCCAAGCAGUUGCAGCACAUUUCAGGCAUCGGUGUGACAUGUUACUGGGUAACAAACUUCAUUUAUGACAUGGUCUUCUACUUGGUGCCUGUAGUAUUUUCCAUUGGUGUCAUUGCAAUUUUCAAGUUACCUGCCUUCUACAGUGAAAACAAUCUAGGUGCUGUAUCUCUUCUCCUCCUGCUGUUUGGAUACGCCACGUUCUCUUGGAUGUACAUGCUGGCUGGGUUAUUCCAUGAGACAGGAAUGGCUUUCAUCACUUAUGUUUGCAUCAACUUGUUUUUUGGCAUCAAUUCCAUUGUCUCUUUGUCGGUGGUGUACUUUCUUUCCAAGGAAAAGCCUAAUGAUGCAACUUUAGAACUUAUUUCGGAAACCCUCAAGCGCAUUUUCCUGAUUUUCCCACAAUUCUGUUUUGGCUAUGGUCUGAUUGAACUUUCUCAACAACAGUCAGUCCUAGACUUCUUAAAAGCUUAUGGAGUAGAAUAUCCGAAUGAAACCUUUGAGAUGAAUAAACUAGGUGCUAUGUUCGUGGCUUUGGUUGCUCAGGGCACCAUAUUCUUUUUAUUACGACUCUUAGUAAAUGAAUGGCUAAUAAAGAAACUCAGACUGUUGUUAAGAAAAUUUCAUUCUUCACCUGUAAUGGAGACAAUAGAUGAAGAUGAAGAUGUGCGAGCUGAGAGAUUAAGAGUUGAAAAUGGUGCAGAUGACUUUGACUUGGUCCAACUUCAUCAGCUGACAAAGACCUACCAACUUAUCCACAAAAAGAUUAUUGCCGUAAAUAACAUCAGCAUUGGGAUACCUGCUGGAGAAUGCUUUGGCCUUCUCGGUGUGAAUGGAGCAGGAAAAACUACUAUCUUCAAAAUGUUGACUGGAGACAUAAUUCCUUCAAGUGGAAACAUUUUGAUCAGAAAUCAGUCUGGAUCACUGGGUCACGUUCACUCUCAUAGUUCACUGGUUGGUUACUGCCCUCAGGAAGAUGCCUUAGAUGACCUGGUAACCGUAGAGGAACAUUUGUAUUUCUAUGCCAGGGUGCAUGGGAUUCCAGAGAAGGAUAUUAAAGACAAUGUUCACAAACUCCUUAGGAGACUUCACCUGAUGCCCUUCAAGGACAGACCUACCUCUAUGUGUAGUUAUGGCACAAAAAGAAAAUUAUCCACUGCACUGGCCUUAAUAGGGAAACCAACCAUUCUACUCCUGGAUGAGCCAAGCUCUGGGAUGGAUCCUAAGUCGAAGAGGCACCUCUGGAAAAUCAUCUCAGAAGAAGUGCAGAAUAAGUGUUCUGUUAUCCUGACAUCUCACAGCAUGGAAGAAUGUGAAGCCCUCUGCACCAGGUUAGCCAUUAUGGUGAAUGGAAGGUUCCAGUGUAUUGGAUCUUUGCAGCACAUAAAGAGCAGGUUUGGACGAGGGUUUACUGUCAAGGUUCACCUGAAGAACACCAAAGUGAGCAUGGAAGCCCUCACAAGGUUCAUGCAGCUGCACUUUCCAAAAACAUACUUAAAAGAUCAGCACCUCAGCAUGCUCGAGUAUCAUGUACCAGUCACUGCAGGAGGAGUAGCAAAUAUUUUUGAUCUGCUAGAAACUAACAAGACCGCUUUAAACAUCACAAACUUCUUAGUAAGCCAGACUACUCUGGAAGAGGUUUUCAUCAACUUUGCCAAAGACCAAAAGUCCUAUGGAAUUGCAGAUACCAGUAGUCAAGCCUCCACCAUCAGUAUUGACUCACAGGAAGACCGGUUGUAGUUGUUAUACCUCCAGAAAACUCAAUGACAGCAAAGAGCCAAUGACUUCACUUUGAGCAAAAGCCACAGAAGAUGCCACUUCCUCAGAAAAUCUUCUUGUUAAAGUAUUAGACUGUACAGAAAGUUAUGAUUGUGUAAGACUCACAAACCUACAUAUGAAAGUUUUCCUUCUCAGGUCAGUGAUGCUGUUACUCCUGAUGGGAAUUCCUGAAUACUCAACACUACAAGUGUGCUCCUGGAUCUGCUGCUGAUUCCUGUGCAAGGAUGAAACCACCCGAAGAUGACUGUCCUAAUUUAUUACUCUCAAUAAAAAUUUCAAAAACACAA